UCAUACGUCAACACUGUAAGUUUGACGUUUGUUGCAUUUAAAAACAAUCGAUUAGGAAUUUAUUUACAAAAUUUAUUUAUUUACAAACUAUGAGUCUGUGUAUAUUGAAGGAUCGCUUGGAGAACUUUAAGCAAUUAAAGGAAUUGUCUGUCGAUGAAUUAUCCGAAUUGUGUAAUCUGUCGAUCGACUUUCUGAAGACCGGACCGAAGAAUGAACGUCAUCCAAAAAUUGCAGACAAUGUCGAGAGUCUCCACUCGUUGAUUAAAACAUUGAUCUUACUACUGACAGAUGUAACCAAGAGCAAUCUGAAUCAAUCGGAAUUCGAAGCAUCCCUAAAAUUGGUUUUCUCCGCCAAACAACUGCCAAUUCUGUGGCAAUAUAUUGUUGACAACAAAGUUUUCAUUAAAAAUACUCUGCAAAGUCAAACUGUUAAAUUUCCCCGGUACAGAGAUUUAUGUUGGCGUAUCGAAACCAGGAUUUCGUCGAGAUGUCUAUUGCACCAAAUCACUCCGAUCACCACUGUGCUACUGACGAUGGACUCGGAACAGAUUAACGACAACAAAGCUAAAAUCACAUUCGUCAACGACAAUUCAUUUUCCAGUACAACCAAAACCGUUUUGUUCCAAAUCGACCCCAAUAACUUAGUGCACAUUAUCGAUGUUUUGGAGCAGGCACUAGCAGAAUCAAAAACUCAUCGUACUAGAAAUACACUGAAGGCAUUCCAAAUAAGUUCUAUUUAAAAAGCUAUAUGUACAGUACAGAUAGGCCCUAAGUGGCUGGUGAGACAUCGUAUGUUUUAUUUAAUCAUAGUAGCCAUGACAUUGAUGUCCACCCACAAUUUAUUCAGAAAAUAAAAUUUUCUCGAUCGAAACGGUCUGAAAAUUUA
Messenger RNA from Bradysia coprophila, 886 nucleotides. RefSeq names its product COMM domain-containing protein 2. The record is from RefSeq and is a predicted model, not a curated record. Lineage: Eukaryota; Metazoa; Arthropoda; Insecta; Diptera; Sciaridae.